Molecule: messenger RNA, 1970 nt
Organism: Lethenteron reissneri (Far Eastern brook lamprey)
Lineage: Eukaryota; Metazoa; Chordata; Hyperoartia; Petromyzontiformes; Petromyzontidae
Source: RefSeq, a predicted model, not a curated record
CUGUUACUAAACGACGUUUCGGGUAAUAUCCCUUUUUAAAAAAAAGCCCCGAGGGCAGAGUUGAGUUGUGAAGCGACAUUCGACCACUCCCCUCUUGUCGUGCAACGCAAAGUGUAAUGUUUAAUCUUUAAACUCGCGGGUUCUACUUACUGUUGUUGUCAAACUUUGUCGACGACGUUUCGUGCGGCACUCGGGUGCAGUGUCGGGAAGUGGGAGGGGCGAAGCGGACCUUGCCCCGCCCCCUCCCCCGUUGUUGAGUUUCCCGCCAAAAUCGUUAAAAAAUUUGAGAGUUCAACACAGGGGGACGAGGGGGGCGGAAUGCCGGCGAAGCUCGGUAAGUGGCGAGGCCGUUGCGGCCCCUUCGCCGCACCGUCUCAGGACGGCGGUUGUGGCGUGUGGAUCGACACGGCCCAGCGCAGGAGGAAGAGGCCGCCGCCGCAGUGGCCGCUUGACCCACGUGCCGGCGAGCCGGUGCCGCGACCCGGGGCCCGGCAAACGCGGAUCUCGGCUUUCUUCAUCACCAGCAGCGGAGCGGGGGCCGGAGAACCGGAAAGCUGCCACGAGGAUGGAGAUGGCGUCUGGCGAGCACCGAGCUGUUCGUCUGCCGGACGAUGGAAUGACGGGAACAGCGAUGGUGGCGCAUCGGACAAAAUUGGCAGCGUGCGGGAGUUCGGCGGCCGUUCUUACUCCUCUUUCUCUAACGACCGCUCUCAGCGGCCGUUACCCGAUGAUGGUGACGGUGAUCAUGCCUGCCCUGUAGCGGAGUCUCGCUCAGAGUUUGGAAAUGCGAGUGACCCCGCUGCUGUUCCGGUGAGAACGGAAACGCACCGGCGAGAAGGCAACGCCACCGGCGAUGUAAACGGCUCAUCCAGUCGGCCCGGCAGCUUUGACGCCAGCGGUGUCGACAUGGAAGACAGCAACGGCUUCUCUCCGCUGAAAGCGAGAUCUGCGUCGCAUCCACACUUGUCAUCUGAGAAUUUCCAAAAACAGCGCAAGGUUGUUUCCCGUCCGUUUGGCCCGUGUAUGGCGCCGGACCGCCCGGACGUCACCGCCACCGAUGCCUUUAGCGAUUCGGAGAACACGUUUAGCGGCGACGGUGGGUCGGAUCGGACGGAGCCCGUGAGAGACGCGUCGUGGGAGGACUCGGAAUGUGGCUCAGCUGCGCUGUUCACGCAGGACACGCAGGGCGCUCGCGUGAUCGCGCACCGGAGGGUCCGACGCGGCCACGGAUCUCCGCAAACGUUCCGCUCUCGGGAGCGGGCGCGUGGGAGCGUCCUGGAAGUCCUGGACGAAAACGUCACGUCCGAUUGCGAUGUGGAGGAGAGUGAGAUGACGUCAAGUUGGCGGUCGAAGGACAAGAGGAGGAGAAUCGCCGAUCCGGAAUCGCAGUCUCAGUCUGGGGCUAUGUUCACGAUGGAUUCGCAGGGCAACAGAGUCAUACAUCACGGCUGUUUUGUGGAAUAUUAAGCAUGUGAUGACCUGUGGAAUGAGCGAUCAAAAUCGACGCAUGUAGAUUAAACAUGCGUUGAAGAAUUUGCGUAGGAAUUUAUUGCGAUUUAUGAAAACUAACGGCCUUUGACCAAAUUACCCAGCUAAGCAGGUUUGACCUUGGAUACUGCUUGAAUGAGGGAACACCAUGCAUACAAAAAAAUUGCUAUGGGCUGCUGGAGUUGGUUAAAAAUCAAAAUAUAGGACCACGGAUCUUGGGCAAUUAUCUGGCUGCCUUCCUACUUGUCUGGUUUCUUGCGACUCUGUGCACGUUACACAUUCUUCAACUUUACACGUUACAAAUUCUACACCUUCAACCUGCACUUCUCACCAGCAUGGUGAGGUAUAGCUAGAUGACCCCCCCACCCACCUCCCGCUGGGUGAGGGGAAGACCCUCGUACAAAAGUUGACGAACAAAAAUGGUCUUACCUAUAUACAUUGAGCCUUUCGUGAAAUUACAUACGCAAUCUUCAUUGUUUACU